AGAGAAAAAUAGUAUCUUGAGAAAGAAAAAUUGAAAAUGAAAGCAAAGCUUUCAAGUAACAAGGUUUGAUUGAUUUUCAUGCACACAACAUCUUUUGCUUUGCUUUUUCUUCCUUUAGAAACCAUAUUCGGGCAUCUAUCCUUCUCUCUCAUCCCUCAUUUCUUUCCUCUUUCUACUUCUUCUGCAUAAAGUUUCAGAAUUAAAAAUUCAGAAAAAUCAUAACCCCAAAGUACCAGUACUUGUUGCACUACAAUUUCUGUUUUAUGAGCAUAGAUGCCUUUUUUUCCCUCUUGAAGAAAAUUAACAACAAGAGAGAAUUCAGUUAGUCUGACAGUUUCAGAUCACUCCUUCUUUUUUCACUUUAUCACAAAUUCCUCACAAACAUUCCCAGAAGUGUAAGGACUUAUGCUGCUCAGAAACAGAUCAAGAGCUGUCACCAAACCAAGUUUGAUGGGUGAUCACAGCUCCCAGCCAAGUCCAAAUCAGAGUUACAGAAGAACCAUUCCUUCUUUGUUUUCACCAAAAUUUCGUGACUUCUCAAUCAAGUGUCUCUCAGGAGCUGAGGCUUUGAGAAGCCCCACCUCCAUUCUUGACACCAGAGCCUUAACCCCAUUUGGGAGUCCUUUCUCACAUGAGAAAAAGAUCGAGACUUUUGCCCCCCCAAGAGUACCCUCUGAAAACAGAACUUCAUGGGACUCAAAAGCCAUUGGUCUUGCUCUUGUUGGUGCACUUAAAGAUGAACCUCUUCUUCACACCGCAGCUAAACCAUGUACUGGAACUGUUCUCUUUGGGGUCAAAAUCCCUCCACUGCCACUACCACUACCACCUUCAUCUUCUGAAUCAACUAAAACAUGUGCCAAAACCAAGGAUUCGCAAAAGCAAACAAAGGAUUCUCCAUUAUCGGUUGCAACAGGUGUUAUGAGUUUGAGUGAGAUGGAACUUUUUGAAGAGUACACGUGUGUGAUAUCUCAUGGACCUAAUCCUAGAACAACACAUAUAUUCGACAAUUGUAUCGUGGAAAGUUACUGUUCCCUCCCCAAUAACACUCUCUCACCUUCACUCAAUUUUCUUAGCUUUUGUCACACUUGCAAGAAGCAUCUUCAGCAGACAAAUGACAUUUUUAUUUACAGAGGAGAGAAAGCCUUCUGCAGCAAAGAAUGUCGUCAGGCAGAAAUGGUACUAGACGGAGCAGAAAUUUCAGAAUUUGACGAGUUGCAUAGCACAGCCUGAAAGUGAUAGAUUAUGAUGGGAUAAGCAUCUAGUGACAAUUUUCUAUUCUUGGUUAGAAUUUCUAGAUAGUAUAUUAUAUUUACCCUUUUGGUUUUGGUAUUUUGGCUUCUCCGUGCAAAUAGAGAUAAGAGAGGAUGAGUAUGUAGAGUUUAUUUCAAGAAAUGAGUAGUUUUAGAUUGCUUACGGUUUUCUGCCUUUGAAGAUGGGGACGAUGAUGAUGAAAUAUGACUGAAAAUGUUGCCUCUUUAUUGUUAUUUUCUUCUUAUCUGAGUAGAUGAUGAUGCAUAUUAUUGUAAA
Molecule: messenger RNA, 1527 nt
Organism: Vigna radiata var. radiata (mung bean)
Lineage: Eukaryota; Viridiplantae; Streptophyta; Magnoliopsida; Fabales; Fabaceae
Product: protein MARD1
Exons: 3
Coding region: 406-1230 (274 amino acids)
Source: RefSeq, a predicted model, not a curated record